Paramuricea clavata is the source of this 348-nucleotide messenger RNA. NCBI's taxonomy places the organism in Eukaryota, Metazoa, Cnidaria, Anthozoa, Malacalcyonacea, Plexauridae. The record is from the annotation of a GenBank genome assembly.
AUGAGUAUUAUGAGUAUAAAAAUGCUAGAAUGCUUGAGUGAUGAUGUUAAAUCCAUGGAGAGUUCUAUAAAUCGUUUGACACAAAUUGCUGAAGAAAACCGCGAUGGAAUGAAACAAAAGAUUAAAAAUUCGAUCACACGUCAUUCACAAGCAUCUAAGGAUACCAAUUAUCAGAAUAAUUGCAGCAAAGAGAAUGAUGAAUAUCUCUUACAGAAACUUGCGAAGCAUAACUUCAAGAGUAAAAUUAGAAGUAAAGUCAAGUUUUUCCAUCCUGGCACAAGAGAGUGGUUUUUAAAGGAAGUUGAAAGGUUUUUCAAAAAUGAGUAUAAAAAAGAGUAUAAAAAAUGA